CGCGCUCACAGACUCCCUCUCAGCCACACACACACAUACACACACACUCCCAAACAAAGAGAAGCACGCGAGGCAGCACAGCAUCCCACCCUUUCAGCCGCGAGCUCACUAGCAGAACCGCCCCCCAUCCCUCCUCACAGAACCGGUCCGGUCCGAGGCUCCAGGCACAGAACCGACAAUGACAACUAACGGCGCCACUAACGGAACCAGCGACAUGCUGCAGAUCCAGUUCGGUCUGAUCAACUGCGGGAACAAAUACCUAACGGCAGAGACCUUCGGCUUCAAAAUCAACGCCUCCGCCUCGAGCAUGAAGAAGAAGCAGAUCUGGACCCUGGAGCAGAGCGGGGACGACUCCAGCGGGAACGUGUUCCACCUCAAGUCACAUCUGGGCCGGUACAUCGCCGCAGACAAGGAUGGGAACGUUACCGGGGACAGUGAGACCCCGGGCCCUGAGUGCCGGUUCGUCAUCACCGCGCAUGAUGACGGCCGCUGGUCCCUGCAGUCCGAGCCGCACGGCCGCUACCUGGGCGGAACCGAGGACCGGAUCAUCUGCUUCGCCCAGACCGCCUCGGUGGCGGAGAAAUGGAGCGUGCACAUCGCCAUGCACCCGCAGGUGAACAUCUUCAGCAUGACGCGCAAGCGGUACGCGCACCUGAGCGGCAAGGUGGACGAGAUCGCCAUUGACCGGGACGUCCCGUGGGGGGUGGACUCCAUGAUCACGCUGGUGUUCCGAGAGCAGCGCUACCACCUGCAGACCUCCGACAACCGCUUCCUGAGGAACGACGGCGCGCUGGUCGCCACCACGGACAAGAGCACGGGCUACACGCUGGAGUUCCGCUCCGGCAAGGUGGCGUUCAGGGACUGUAGCGGCAGGUACCUGGCGCCCUCUGGGCCCUCCGGUACCAUGAAGUCCGGUAAGAGCGGGCGCGUGGGCAAGGACGAGCUGUUCGUGCUGGAGCAGAGCCACCCGCAGGUCGUGCUCACUGCUGCCAACGAGAGGAACGUCUCCACCCGGCAAGGUAUGGACCUGUCAGCCAAUCAGGACGAGGAGGGCGACCAGGAAGUGUUCCAGGUGGAGAUUUGUCGCGAGAACAGGAAGUGCGCUUUCCGGACCGCCGCUGGGAAAUACUGGACCCUGACUGCCAAUGGAGGCCUGCAGUGCACCGCCUCCACCAAGUCGGCUAAUUGCUACUUUGACAUUGAGUGGCGUGGGAAGAGGCUGACUCUCCGGGCUGCCAAUGGGAAAUACGUCGCCGCCAAGAAAAACGGCCAGCUAGCAGCCACCAUCGACUCUGCCGGUGAGUCCGAGGAGUUCCUCAUGAAGUUGAUCAACCGCCCGAUCAUCGUGCUGCGUGGCGAGCACGGCUUCAUCGGCUGCAGGAAGGUGACCGGGACGCUGGACUCCAACCGCUCCUCCUAUGACUACUUCACCCUGGAGUUCAGAGACGGAGCCUACAGCCUGCAAGACUCCACGGGUAAAUACUGGAUGGUGGGUAACGAGCAGUCGGUGGUGAGCAGCAGCGACACGCCCGUCGACUUCCUCUUCGAGUUCUGCGACUACAACAAGCUGGCCGUCCGCCACGCCGCCGACAGCAAGUACCUCCGCGGCGACCACGCCGGCGUGCUGAAGGCCAACGCCGACGACCUGGAGACCGCCACAAUGUGGGAGUACUGAGGAGGAGCGGGGGAUGCGGUCGCCCACUCCUGCGAUGCUGAUGAAUGCAGUGUGGCGACGCCAUCCAUACAUCUACCUAUCCACGCCCCCCACCCCCCGCCCCCGCCCCUCUAACGCUCCUUAUAUUACUCCUGACUUUAUAUGUUGAUAAACUGCACAGAGAGAACAGGAAGGACAGAAGAAGAAAGGAAGGAGACACUCCUUUCUCUCCUGCCUCCCUUUCCUUCCCUUCAUCCUCCCUUUUUUCCCAGCUCUGCUCUGCAGCGCCGACCUUUAUCUGUUGCCAUAGUUACCGUGGGGCCGUGCACUUUUUUUCUGCUCCGAUCUGGUUCGCUGCUCGACCUGUCACUCACUCCCUCCUCGCCUUACGAUUGGGCCGUCCCUCUCCCAGAGCAGAGCAGAGCCACGUUUAAAGAGCCCCCUCCUCUCUGAGUUAACCCCCUCCUCGUCUCCCUACUGGUCUCUAUUGUCUGUGUGAGCAGCACAUGGUGGCAGUAUUUAUGGUGUCUGACCUGGUCUGCUGGUUCUGCUUCUACCUGAUCUAAUCUCCCAAAACAGAUCCACCGCCGCAUCAAAUCUGCUUCCUGUUAGCUGGAUAAACAAGGCGGUCUGUUUUUGUGCGCUAGGUUGCAUCAUGUAGAAACGGAUUCUCUGCUUCUAUCAGACCAGGUCGAGUAUGUUUGUUUUCAUGAGCAGGCCCCGUUGCCUCUGUGUGAUGACUAUGUGAUAUAACUGGAGUGGAUCUGAUGAUGAUAAAGAUAUCGAAGAUGAUGUAACUGACGGGUUUAACCCCCUCCCCUAUAGAGGGACGAAGUCCCUCCCUUUCCGGUGUCCGCUAUGGACCCUUAUCGCAGAAAAAAUAUGUAUGGUCGUCAACGUCUACAGACAAAUAUUUUUAAUCCCAUUUAUAUUGUGCAUGAAGUCAGGAACGUCACAGUUUGUCAUAUUAUCCUUGAGUAUACUACUCAGUGAACUGCAUCCAUAGAAAUAUAACAAGACUAGAACAAACAUUCACCUUCAAAUCAACAUGGCAUGAUGGCCAUAGCAGCAGCCAUUUUUAUGUUGUGCAACAAACAUUCAUUGGUUGUUAGCUAGCGAUGUAAGUUGGGCUUUUGGGUGUUUCUAUUUCCCAUUUUUCCCAGUCUUUACUUUAAACAUUUUUACGGCAAACUUUGACUUUCUAGACUUGCAGAAUGAUCUUUUGUAUUCACAAAUAUAAAGUCAUUGAAAAAUUGUUAGACCGCCUUGGUUUUCUCCUUGCUUUCUUGUUCAUUUAAUGCCUGGUACAACUAAAGGUAUAUUUGUUUGGACAAAUAUAAUGAUAACAACAAAAAUAGCUCAUAAGAGUUUAAUUUAAGAGCUGAUAUUUAGACAUUUUCCAUGGUUUUCUUGAUAAUGAUUUUGGUUAUUUAGUUGUACCAGGCAUUAAAAUGUGCAAGAAAUUGAAGAAAACAAUGAUCUAAUAAUUUUUUUUAAUGACUUUAUGUGUAAUUCACAAUCAAGCAGGAUCCAAAAAAAUGUUGUCUCUCUCCUUUGACCACUGUACAUAUUUUUCCCAACAUGAGGUCCCAUGGUGUUCCACGGGAGGGGGCGGGACUUUGCCUCCCUGUUCAUCUCAACUGUAAAAUAUUCAAAUGUAAACCAGUUUCCUGUGUUGUUCUCUAGCUGUGUUCUCAUUGGUUGCGGGGGAUUUUCCUGACCCAAACAGGAUGUAGGAAGUUAAAACGCUUAAACCCCCCCUCCACACUAAACACUAAACCUAUUGUCCUGAGAACAGUAUAAUAAGAAUAGAAAUGGUGCGGUCACAUACUGUAUGUUAACUGCACUCACCUGUCUUACUGGAAGAAAAAAAAGCACUCCCGGAUACAGUCGGAUUUCUUUUUCUAUGUCCAAGGCACAGACAUUAUCAUGGAUACAGUAGGUAGCCUUAGCAACUGGAGUGAGAUGAUUUAUAGACCCUUUUUUGAAAGCUGCUUUUUGAAAUCCCUCAACCAAACCUACACCUCAGCCUUUAUCUAGAGAAAACCUUUGAUACUGGAUUAACAAACCGUCAUCUCACACACAACUGACAAAACUGGAACCUGGUGCUACUAAAUCAUGACCUGUUACAGUCGAGCAUCUCACACUGUCUGGACCGAUAGAUAGUGACUUCCUGCUGCGUCCUGCCCCUGCACUUGAGAGCCUUUGCCAUAUAAGUAUAACUGAAGGUGCUGAAAGAGUGCCCUUAAUAACAUAAAUCGGCUUCUUUGUUAGUUUUAAUUCCUGCGUGGAGUCGGUCUGUAUCACGGCAGCCUUCACAAUGGGAUGUGACCAAAUUGUAUUUGUUUUUGUUGGAUUUUUCUGUUCCUGACUCAUCAGUGAAGGAAUUUGUUUAAAAGAAGCAGACUUUGAAUUUGUCGUCUAUUUAAUUGAAAUGUCUGUGAUGCAGUCGUGUAGCACAAUGCACCCAUGGGUCCUGCCCUCUUUGAUUCUCCACCCUUCAGCUUUCUACAUUUAAGCAAUGGUUUCAGUCUGCUGAUUUUUACAAAACAGCAAAGAUUAUCUUGGCACUGGGCCCUAAUAUUGGGCUCUUCCAUCCAUCAUCAUCAUCAUUAUCAUCCUCAUCACAAAGUUCUCUGAUGUGAAAAUCCGUAUGGAAAAACCAAUCAUUGUGAAAUGAAACGUGAUUGUAGCCAGCUCCUCACCAAGUCCGUCCAAUUUCCUCUCUGAAGUUUCGAGCGUUUUUUGCAUGAAGGGUUGAGAAUCUCAAGCGAAUAAAAGGAGCGGUUGUCUUUGGAGAAACACCACUCUCCAAGGUAACCAAGACCAAGGCUUAGACAAACGGAUGUGGAAGGGUAAACAUGUGGUAAUGACUGUGCCUUACUCUUGAGUUUUUGGGCAGUAGGAAAAAAAAAUUGAAGUCCACAUCUUUGCUUUGUAUAACUGGAACUUCUUUUUGUAUUAUUAUUUUGUAUGAUUUUUUUGAUAUUGUGGAUUAACCUCUCUCGUGCCAUUGGUUCACCUAAAAUCCAACGACCAAUAAAACUGGGAUUUGGAACGCUA
Centropristis striata (black sea bass) is the source of this 4717-nucleotide messenger RNA. RefSeq names its product fascin actin-bundling protein 1a (gene fscn1a). Gene Ontology annotation, biological process: actin filament bundle assembly; establishment or maintenance of cell polarity; cell migration. Gene Ontology annotation, cellular component: lamellipodium; ruffle; cell projection membrane. Gene Ontology annotation, molecular function: actin filament binding; protein-macromolecule adaptor activity. NCBI's taxonomy places the organism in Eukaryota, Metazoa, Chordata, Actinopteri, Perciformes, Serranidae. The coding region runs from base 179 to 1675 and encodes 498 amino acids. The transcript is spliced from 5 exons. The record is from RefSeq and is a predicted model, not a curated record.